UUGCCUCAGACCAAAUGUGUUUGCGUGUAUUUUGUAUUUUUUAUGGCAGAAUUUUUAAAAGUUUCAUAAAGUAGAGUAGCCUUAAGUUGUUAUAUAAUUAAUACAUUAGAAACAAUAAUAUGUAGCACUUAUUAUAUGAUAAUUCAAAUCAUGAAUUUUCACUUCAUAAGUAUUAUUGUGGCUACAUUUUACCAAGUGCCUGAGAUUACAGCUUUUAGUUUUAAUGAUGUUCGCAAUCAUCUUGGGACCCGUACUCCCUACCGUUUUAAAUAUAAUAAAGACGAUUCACGUAUCAUAUUUCCAGGCUGUAAAGAUGUUAGAAUAUGGAUGAUUAUUCGACAUGGCACAAGACUUCCUAGUGCUGAAGAUAUUGUUGGAAUAAAUACUCUUAGAGAUAUGAAACAUGAGAUUUUACUCAGUCACAAGAAGGGCCAAGGUGAGUUGAAUUCAGAGCAACUAAAACGAUUUGACAAAUGGUCAAGUAACAUAGUUGUUGAAGAAGAGAAGUACCUGACACACGAAGGGCAAGACGAGAUGAUAUUGCUUGCAGAAAGGAUGCAGAAAAGGUUUCCCAAUGCUAUCAAAUCAAAGUACGACAAUAAUACAUUUUACUUCAAAUACACUGCUACUCAAAGAGCUCAACAAAGUGCAAGAUACUUCACAAUCGGUUUGUUUGAAAAGAAAAAUGCACAAACAGUAAUAUUUUCACCUGCAAACAAAGUUGAUCCCAUUUUGAGAUUUUACAAACACUGUGACAAGUGGCAAAAGCAAGUUAAGAAAAACCCUAAUACAUACAAGGAGCAAAAGUUGUUUGGCGAUAGUCGCACAAUGAAUGAUACAUUGGAAAUUGUAAGCCGAAAAUUAGGCUUUGACAAAGUACUAAGUUUAGAUAAGGUGAACUUGAUGUAUGUAACUUGUGGGUAUGAAACAUCUUGGCUUAAGCACUAUAUUUCUCCAUGGUGUCAUGGAUUCGACAAAGAGACUGCAGAGGUACUGGAAUACUACCAUGAUUUGAAACACUAUUGGAUGGAUAGCUAUGGGCAUAAUUUGACUUAUAGACAAGCGUGUAUGGCAAUCAAAACUAUGUUUGAAGAUUUUAAAAAGAAGAACUACCCGCAUGCUACUUUCCUGUUCGCUCAUUCGGGCACUUUAUUGAAGAUCCUCACGCAUUUACAGUUAUAUAAACCGAGCGCACCAUUGACUGCAGAUGCCAUAGACAAGAAUAGGACGUGGAGGACCAGCGAUAUUGAUUGCUUCGCAUCCAAUCUAGCUUUUGUUCUGUACAAAUGUGAAGACGGAGAUAAAGUGUUGGUUCUCCACCAAGAGAAAGUUAUCAAACUGCCGAUGUGCGACCACGAACUCUGUCCAUUGGCAGAUUUGGAGAAACAUUUCUACGAAUCUAUAUAUAACUGUGAUUAUUCUGAUAUGUGUAGUCUAGACACUACUGACACAUAGAGCUUAUCUGCUGCUGUUGUUACGAAUUUAAUAUGGCUUUUCAAUUAUUAUCAGUAUUUUAUUUUUAUAUUGAUCGAUGUUUAUAUGCGUAGAAAGCUAUGUUUAAUAAAGAUUUUACAAAAGACAG
Messenger RNA from Chilo suppressalis (striped riceborer), 1582 nucleotides. Lineage: Eukaryota; Metazoa; Arthropoda; Insecta; Lepidoptera; Crambidae. The record is from the annotation of a GenBank genome assembly.